Messenger RNA from Andrographis paniculata, 3644 nucleotides. RefSeq names its product dual specificity protein kinase YAK1 homolog. The transcript is spliced from 18 exons. The record is from RefSeq and is a predicted model, not a curated record. Gene Ontology annotation, biological process: peptidyl-threonine phosphorylation; peptidyl-serine phosphorylation. NCBI's taxonomy places the organism in Eukaryota, Viridiplantae, Streptophyta, Magnoliopsida, Lamiales, Acanthaceae. The coding region runs from base 532 to 3387 and encodes 951 amino acids. Gene Ontology annotation, molecular function: protein tyrosine kinase activity; protein serine/threonine kinase activity; ATP binding. Gene Ontology annotation, cellular component: cytoplasm.
CGGAAGCUAGGGUAUAAAUGAUAAAACGGGUUGAAAUAUCGGAGUGAAAUCGGAACUCAGUAGUUUUAUUAUAUAAUCAGGAGAGUUGGAUUUCGACAGCAGUUUUUUAUUUUAUUAGUACAUAUAUAUUUCUCUCUGGCGAAGUUGAAUUCCAUUCUCAAUUUCUGCAUCAAGAAAUCUGCUGUCUGAAUCUCAUCGAUGGUCUAAGGUGGAUCGAUUGGCCGAUUCAGAAUCCGCCCUCUCUAAUUUCCCCUUCGGUUUGGUAUCUUUUUCCGUCGCCUGGUACUAUUCCUUUCCAUGGGUCUAAUUCUGAAGAUUCUUUCUUCUUGGUGAGCCCAUUGACUGGUGAAUGACGAUGGGAUUGCAAUCUUCUGGUAAAUUCCUUGAAUUUGCUGGAGGAUUAAGCCAUCCCGCUGGUUGGUAGUUAAUCCAGUUUCUAAGUUUCUUCGGGUUGGGUUUUGAAGUCUUUAUUUUGCGUCUGUAUCACACAAAGAAGCGAAUAGUGGGUAUAUCUUAACGGGGGUGAGGGAUAUGGACGAAGGCUGUAAUAGUAGAAGGGAGGAAAUAUCUCUGCCAGGGGAAUCCGAAGUGAGCGAGAGCUCAACAUCAUCUUCGUCCACAUCGAGGGUGAUACCUUGGCAUCCUAGGCCGCUUGCCUUCCGUCCUUAUUCGUCGAGUCUGGACACAAAUGCAAAACCUCAACUGUUGCGAGUGGUUGUCAGAAGGCCGUUGGUUGCUCGAUUAACUAAGGAUAUUGUUGAGAUAUAUCAAAUAUGCAAUCCUCAGUUCCGUUAUUCAGAAGAGCUGAAUCCAAAGAGGUACUUGACCUCGCCGUCGGUUGGACUGCUGAAUGAUGGCUGUGAUAAUGCAAACUCAGACCUCAUUCUUACAGUUAAUUAUUCCCUGGUUAACUCGGACACAAAGCGGAGGUACAUUGUCAAGGACAUUCUUGGUCAUGGAACAUUUGGGCAGGUUGCAAAAUGCUGGGUGUCAGAGACAAAUAGUUAUGUUGCUGUGAAGAUAAUCAAGAAUUUGCCUGCCUAUUACCACCAGGCACUUGUUGAAGUUUCUAUUCUUACAACUUUAAAUAUGAAGCAUGAUCCAGAGGAUAAACAUCACAUUGUUCGGAUACAUGAUUAUUUUGUGUAUCAGCGGCACCUGUGCAUUGCCUUUGAGCUGCUUGAUACCAAUCUGUAUGAGCUUAUAAAGUUAAAUCAUUUUAGGGGAUUGUCAUUGAGCAUUGUGCAGCUAUUUUCAAAACAGAUACUGCGUGGGUUAGCUCUUAUGAAAGAUGCUGGUAUUAUUCAUUGUGAUCUAAAGCCAGAAAACAUUCUUCUAUGCACAAGUGUUAUUCAUACAUUUGACAGUGUAAAGCCAGCAGAAAUCAAAAUCAUAGACUUUGGAUCAGCCUGUAUGGAAAACCGUACUGUUUAUUCUUAUAUACAGAGUCGGUAUUAUAGAUCACCUGAAGUUGUUCUUGGGUACCAGUAUACAACAGCUAUUGACAUGUGGUCAUUUGGGUGCAUUGUUGCUGAAUUAUUUUUAGGCCUACCCUUGUUUCCCGGAGCUUCAGAGUUUGAUCUUCUGAGGAGGAUGAUAAAAAUACUAGGUGGACAACCUCCCGACCAUAUUCUGCGGAAGGCCAAAAAUACAAGCAAGUUUUUUAAAUAUAUUGGGAGCAUCAACCAUGAAGAAAGGGACCAUUAUCAAAGAAAUAAUUGUAACAUGUAUCAAGUUUUGACUGAAGAAGAAUAUGCAGCUAGGGAAUCAAAAAGGCCAUCAAUUGGAAAGGAGUACUUUAAUAAUAUGAACCUUGAAGCAAUUGUCAGCAAGUACCCCUAUAGGAAAAAUUUGCCUGAGGAAGAUAUUCUUAAAGAAAGUCAAAUAAGAUUAGCUCUGAUUGAUUUCUUAAGGGGGCUUGUUGAGUUUGAUCCUGCAAAACGGUGGUCCCCUUUGCAGGCUUCAAAGCACCCUUUUGUGACUGGGGAACCUUUUACGUGCCCGUACCAACCUGCUCCGGAAACCCCUAAUGUGCCAGUUUCUCACAAUGUUAAGGUGGACCACCAUCCUGCUGGUGGACAUUGGUUCGCUGCUGGUCUCUCCCCUAAUGUAUCAGGUAGGAACAGAGCGUUGAUGCCAACAAGUCCGCAUUACCAAUUAUUUCCAUUUGUGCAUCCGGGUAGUUAUGGUAGUAUGGGAAGCCAUGGGAGCUUCAAUGAUAGCUUGGGACUUGGAAGUAGUUAUGGAAGCUAUGGUGACAAUGGAAACUUUCACGCAUUUUAUUCCCCAGCAGGACCAUCUGGCAUGAAUUUCUAUGCACAGAGUGGUAUCUCAGUCCUUGGGAAUAGUCCUGAUGCUAGGCGCUUCAUGCAACUUCCACAUGGGAAUGGAAUUGGUUAUAGCCCUGGGAAUUUUCCACCUAUGUCACUGGGUUCUAGUCCUUCACAGUUUACACCUCCCGGCUCCUAUAGUAAGAUUUCAACUGGUUCACCUGGACACUAUGGUCCUCCUUCUCCUGUAAGAGGUAACUGUCACGGAUCUCUUUGGGGAAAAAUGGCAUCUGGAAGCCAUUAUAACAGAAGAAAGAACUGGGCCUAUCAUACUAAUUUCCAAUCCCAAGAAAACACAACUUCUUCUAGCAGUCAAGGACAGGUUCCUGAUAAUAGAACUUGUUGCCAGUCUGAGGGGAUGGUUAGUUCCUCGUCACAUCAAUGGACCUACCCAAAUGUAUUAUCAACAGGGAGACAACAAAAUGUAAGCCAGAGCAUAACCUCUGGUUAUUCCUCUUCACAUAUACCAACUACCCAAGGUAGUAGUGGACGCGACCAAUCCGAAUGUAAUAACUCCCUGCCUGAUCCUGGAGAUUGGGACCCUAAUUACAGUGAGGAAUUACUUUUACAAGAGGACAGUUCACAGAUUAGCAGCAUGGCCAGUGAAUUUAUCCGGGAGGUAAACUUGAGUCAACCUGUGACCUCUAUCGACCCAAUGAUCGGAGGAGGAAGAUUCAGUCGCAUUGCAAAUGGCAAUAUUUUCAUGCACAGGAAUAAUGGACCAGUGCAGUCCUUCCCUCAUGGUGAAGCAAGCAGCAAUCCUGCCAUUCAUAGUUAUGCUCAUGUGAUAAAUCAAUCAUAUAUUAUGCCACAUUUGGCACAAAGCUCUCCCAGCCGUUUGGGGCAGCGGCACAUUCAGCAACAUAACCUUGGGAGAUCAGCACCUUUUCCCAACGAUGACUGGAGCCAUUUGCAUGUCCGUGUCUCUGAAUAUUCUGGGGGUCCACAGUCUCCUGGAAGACCAGACUCACAGUGGGGACCUAGAGGAAGUUACUCAGUUUCCAAUGCUCCUCCUCCUGUGUUCCAUGAAAGAAAAGAUUGUGGAAGGAAGACCUGAUAUUAAGAAUAUAGUUUGGUGCAGACUGAAUGCGAAUGUUGUUAUCCAUCCUUGCGCAUGCUAUCCCUGGAGGGGAUUAGAAACUUUCUGUUUUUUUUCUCCAGGGAUUCUUUUUAUGUUGGUCUUUUUUUCAUGACUUUUCAAUUCAUGCAUGGGUGCACUCGGUUGUGAUGCCUUUUUUCUGUUGAUGCUUGCCAUCGGGCUACUGAUUUCUGGUUUGUAACAGCUAUAGAAAUGCAUUCCAUGGUUUAAACGUA